This is a messenger RNA of Lytechinus variegatus (green sea urchin), 2046 nucleotides long. Its product is annotated as scavenger receptor cysteine-rich domain-containing group B protein-like. The record is from RefSeq and is a predicted model, not a curated record. The transcript is spliced from 9 exons. Bases 54 to 1625 code for a protein of 523 amino acids. NCBI's taxonomy places the organism in Eukaryota, Metazoa, Echinodermata, Echinoidea, Temnopleuroida, Toxopneustidae. Gene Ontology annotation, cellular component: membrane.
AGAAAAAGGAGCAUUUUUCCUUUCACUUUCCAACACCACGGAUUCACCUUGUGAUGGAGGGCUACGCUAAAUUCUUGCUUCUUCUCUGCCUCGGUUUGGCGAGAGGCUAUAAUAAUUACGAUUUGCGUCUAGCUGGAGCAGGGAGUAUCCCCGGUCAAGGUCGCGUGGAGGUGUACUACGAGGGGGUAUGGGGUACUGUGUGUGACGAUAGUUGGGAUCAGGAAAAUGCUGAUGUAGUCUGCAGGCAGCUCGGCUACUCAAGUGGAGCUCUAGGCGGUUACUUGCCGACUGCUCGGAUAUUUGGAGCCGGAUCCGGAAGGAUCCUUUUGGACGAUGUUAGCUGCACGGGCGAUGAAUCCUCUAUUGCUGACUGUAGUCACAGAGCCGUUGGUACACACAAUUGCCAACAUUCGGAGGAUGUAGGAGUCAUAUGCACUUAUGAAAUUCGACUUGCUGGAACAGGGAGUACAUCCAAUCAAGGUCGCGUUGAGGUGUAUGCCGGGCAAUGGGGGACAGUCUGCGACGAUUAUUGGGGUCAGGAAGAUGCUGAAGUUGUCUGCAGGCAGCUUGGGUUCUCUGGUGCACUUGAUUAUACGGUACAAGCAGCUGACUUUGGACCAGGAACUGGACCGACUAACCUGGAUAAUGUGAGGUGCACUGGCACGGAAACUUCCAUCUUUAAGUGCGCCAACAACGGUUGGGGAAUAAAUGAUUGUCAACAUAGUGAGGAUGCCGGAGUCUACUGCAUUCCUGGUCCUGUUGGGCCAGGUAUUCGUCUUGGAGGUUCUUCCAAGAAGAAUGAUACCCUAGGGUGGGGCGUUGUUGAGAUAAUGAGCAAAGGUGAAUGGGGUACAAUCUGUGGAGCAGGAUGGACACAAGAGGACGCUAAUGUGGCUUGCAGACAGCUUGGCUUCUCUGGACCAGCCUUUUACCACUUUUCUGAUAUUAAGUUCUUUGGAGCUGGAUCUGGGAACAUUUUGUUCUCCGAUGUCGCGUGUACAGGAGACGAGGAUUCAAUCACGGACUGCCCAUCCAGUUCGACUGUAAAUGUAGACCCUACCUGCACCCACGAUCAAGACGCUGAGGUUCUAUGUCUUGGAGCUUAUGAAGGUCCAGUGGUUCGACUUGGUGGAAGCAAUAGUGAUGAGAGCAAAGGAUGGGGUACAGUUGAAGUUUACAGGAAUGGUGAAUGGGGGACCGUCUGUAACAGUGGAUGGACUCAAGAGGAUGCCAACGUCGUCUGCAACCAACUCGGCUUUCCCGAUGAUGCAUUCUACUACCUUCCUGACUAUGACUUUUUUGGACCUGGUUCUGGAUCCGUUGUGCUCACCGACGUUGCCUGCACGGGCGACGAGUCCUCUCUCCUGGACUGCCCGUCAUCUAUUGCCGAUGGAUCUAACUCUAAGUGCGAUCAUGACCAUGAUGUCGAGGUCAUGUGCACCCCCGCAACAGGCGCCAGUCUAAGCCAGAUACUGUACAAGAAGGAAGACAUGAAACAGCAAGGAAAGAUGGCCGAUCUGGAAAUGCAGCUAAAGGAGGCUGAUGAGAAAAAGAGCGCUGACCUAAGGGAGAAAGAUGUCGUCGAAGCUCUUGUCAAUCUCCUGUCAAAACUCAAGCAGAAGUAGACCUAACGACGAUAUAACCAUGACAACGGACGUACUCAUCUGGUGAACUGGUGGCGGCUUGUUACAAGAAUGAGAUUUUUAUAACCCUUUCCUGUUAAAUAGCGUUUACAAAUUCUCUUUAUAUCGUCAUGUCAAACUAGGAAUGAAGACAGUUUAAUCAUGGAAGAGUAGAACGAGGGAUUGUUACAUGGCGAUCGACUUUGGAAAAAGGGAAGAUCCCUCUCGCAAAAGAUACGACCAAAAAAACAUAUUAUGGCUUCUAUUUAGAUUCCUUAUGCCAGUAUUGUUUUUUUUUUAGCCCAAACCGUAGAAAUUGUCCAAUAUUUUACAAAUAAGCUACAGAUCACCUAAUAUACAAUGUCAAAAGGAUAUUAUUCGUACGUAUGUCAAUGUAGAAGCAUCAACCAAAAUUAAACAACAA